AUCACAUUUGACCAUCAACAACAACCUCAUCACCGAACCCCGUCACCAUCACUCAUCAUUCAUCAUGGUCUCACCAAAUUCAACUUCACUUCCACUUCAAAUCGAAACUCAACAUGAAGAUAUGAUUCAUGAUGCCCAAAUGGACUUUUAUGGAAAACGACUAGCGACUUGUUCAUCCGAUCGUACUAUCAAGAUCUUUGAUGUCGUCGAUCCUUCAGCUGUAGAACCAAAGUAUCAACUUGUAGAUACUCUCAGAGGUCACGACGGUCCAGUAUGGCAAGUGAGCUGGGCUCAUCCGAAAUUUGGCUCUAUUCUCGCUUCCUGUUCCUACGAUGGUAAAAUCUUUGUCUGGAGGGAAACCCAUUCUGGUCCCACCUCAGGCGCGCCUUCGAAACAAGCUGGUAGUUGGGAAAAGAUUAAAGAACAUACCUUGCAUUCUGCUUCUGUCAAUUCGAUCUCAUGGGCUCCACAUGAGUACGGUCCAAUCUUGGCUUGUGCGAGCUCAGAUGGAAAAGUUUCGGUAUUAACUUUCAAAGAUGACGGUACAUGGGAUGCUCCACUUUUCGUUGCUCAUCCAAUCGGUUGUAACGCUGUCUCCUGGGCACCAGCCAUCCAACCUGCUUCUCUCACCUCUGCCUCUCUACCUCAAAACUCACCACUAGAACCCAAGAAAUUUGCCACAGGAGGUUGUGAUGGAUUAGUGAAGAUUUGGGCCCUUAAUUCACACACACACGUUUGGGAAUUAUCAGAAACACUUGAAGGAGCUCAUACAGAUUGGAUUCGAGAUCUUGCCUAUUCUCCCAACAUUGGACUUUCUCGUACUUAUUUAGCUUCAGCUGGUCAAGAUCAACUUGUGAAUGUUUGGACUCAAGAUGGUCCUAAAUCUCCUUGGGUUCAACAUACCUUAGAUCCUUCUAAUGGUGGAUCUAAUCCUACGGGAAACCAUCAAAAGUUUGGUAGUCCGGUUUGGAGAGUUAGUUGGAGUUUAGGUGGUAAUGUUUUAGCUGUUUGUGUGGGUGAUGGAAAGAUUAGUUUAUGGAAGGAGAACUUGAAAGGCCGUUGGGAAUGCGUGUCGGAGAUGCAGCAGUGAAAUUUCAUAUUGCAAUUAUCCACUUGAUAUCUGAAUGUGUGUAUGUGACGUGAUAUCAGAGUCUGUUCGGUGGCAGCCCUUGGCUACAGUCAAAGAUGCUGGAGAACUGUAACAAUAAUCAAAAAAACCCUGCGGAUUUUUCUCAGAUUGCCAGCGCCGUUCUUUGUUUUGUCUUUUUCUAUUAGACUUGAUUCCAACUGUCAACAAGGUUUGCUAAAGGCUCUUUGUCAUUUAAACAAAUUGUUUCUAUCCUCAACUGGCAUUGCAAUCUAUGCUUACACGUGAUUUAGAAUAGUGGAAUAGACACCCAUACAAAGUAUAACAUGAUUUUAUAUUGCUGCAAAUUUGACGACGUACAUGUAAUGAUUCAAUAAGACUAUUUAUAUAGUGAGUGCUUCAAAAGCAGGAGACCACUUAUGAACUUGAAGCUCUUCACAAUGGUUGUCCAGUGACUUUUGGUCGACCAGAAAGUGAAUUUUUCAAGGAGGAUGAUCCAUGUUUCCCAUGACCAUCAACUGCCCCUAAUUUACCUCUUCGUUCGACUUCUUUUAUCCAUGCCUCUCUA
Messenger RNA from Melampsora larici-populina 98AG31, 1655 nucleotides. RefSeq lists its product as uncharacterized. Gene Ontology annotation, biological process: protein import into nucleus; positive regulation of TOR signaling; COPII-coated vesicle budding. Gene Ontology annotation, molecular function: structural molecule activity; protein binding. The record is from RefSeq and is a predicted model, not a curated record. Gene Ontology annotation, cellular component: nuclear pore outer ring; COPII vesicle coat. Bases 65 to 1090 code for a protein of 341 amino acids. The transcript has 8 exons. Lineage: Eukaryota; Fungi; Basidiomycota; Pucciniomycetes; Pucciniales; Melampsoraceae.